Molecule: messenger RNA, 2976 nt
Organism: Eutrema salsugineum
Lineage: Eukaryota; Viridiplantae; Streptophyta; Magnoliopsida; Brassicales; Brassicaceae
Exons: 11
Coding region: 1-2976 (991 amino acids)
Biological process (GO): proteolysis
Molecular function (GO): cysteine-type peptidase activity
Source: RefSeq, a predicted model, not a curated record
AUGUCCCGGUUUCCGGACCGAUUGUUUGCCUUAGGCAACGAACCGGCGAAUAAAAAAGUGAAUACCUACUUCCAGCUACCUUAUCUCGAGACUAUCAGUCAUGCUUUGGAAGAAGACCAUAUGGAGAAGCUCUCGCUGUCCCAAUUUGGAAAGAUUAUUGAAACAGGCAACAAGAUAGCAUCAUCAGUCAGAUUUCUCCAUUUCAUCUUGUCGAGACAGCUGCCAAUUCGCUUUUCUAUCAGAGAGUUUGCUAUUACGACGGGGUUAGAUUGCUCCAACUUACCACCGCCGAAAAAGUUGAAGGAAGACCAGGUCAAUAAAUAUACCGUUGAUUUAUUUGGUUCUGAGAGGAAUGCAACCCCUGGAUGGAUAGCGAAUACACUUGCCGGCCGACCGUACAAAGAUAAAGCUACCAGAUUCAAGUUGGCAUGCUUACUCCUCAUAGACGGUAUUGUCUGUCCCACCUCCAAAAAUGCCAAGAUUAGUGCCGAGCACAUCAUGUUGGUACAAGAUGUUGACAAAUUUCUCGAAUAUCCUUGGGGUCGAAAAUCCUUUGAUCUCACUAUCCACAGCAUCAAAACUAGGACAGCUACGACAUCGUACCUUUGUCAGCCAACAUGUGCUUUUCAGGGUUUUCUACAUGCUUUACAGAUGGUAGUUUUGGAGUGUGCUCCGUCUAUUCUGCAGAAGGAUGUAAAAGGUAAAUCAACCACGCAUACCCUGAGGGAUGACGUUGAUGAAGAAGAUGAAUUCCCAAGUUUACGGACUGGUUCUAUGAAACCGAUUAAUAUCUCGAUGCCUCAUGUGAAGUCUCUCGACAAUAAUACGAAGGUGGCUGUCACAGCAAUCUUACCGGACGAUGAACACCUUUUGGAUGAUACUGAUUUCGCAUUUGAUGAUGAUUUCCCGGACGAAACCGUAGACAACUUACUCGCAGCAAUCAGUGAAGGCAAGAAAUUUUCUAGGAAGACAUGGAAUGGCGGUGAAAAUGCAAGUCUCGUUCAAAACCAGCCAAAUGCACCACCGUCAUCGUCUCGGAACACAUCUUCCGAUGUGGAUUUAGAUCCUGCUGCUUCUUCCAUGCUUGAAAAGGUUGUACGCGAGACUUCGUUUGUCUUAUCAGAGAUUAAAAGUCUUCGUACCGAGUUUGUUGACCUUCGUUCCGAAGAGCCUUCGCCUAAAGUUGGAGAACCUGCUAAGCGACCCCUUGGCCGUAGGGUCAAGUCCAUUCCACUAAGAGCCAAGCACGUACGAUUUCAACAGGUUUCUUCGUCCGAGGAGUCCAAGUCCUCAAAUCCAUCAAAAGAAGAUGACGGCGAUGACGGUACAAAGAACAAGGUUUCAAGCAGUCCUUCUUCCGAAAGUGACGACGUUGUGGAUAGCAAUGUCGGUGAUGUUGUUGGAAAUGUUGAUGGUGAUGCCCAUGAAGAUAGAAGGGAACCCGACGCUGAGGGAUCUCGAGAUACUGGCGAAGUGGGUAGACAAAUGCGAGUUGACGUUGAUGAUGUCCAAGAUGAUGCUACACUCGCGAGCAACCAGAUUGCGAGUGUGCUGUCUGAUUUAUCAGACCAAGUUAAUGUAGAGCCGCCAAUAAUCCAGCCUGUUCCAUCACCACCACCAUACGUUGUACAGGCGAGGGACCAAACCGGUGCCGAUAAAGAUGUCCCACCUGUUGUUAUCAACGAAGAAACCGAUGCUGAUAAAGAUCUCCCACCUGUUGUUACCAACGACGGAACCGAUGCUGCUAAAGAGGUCUCACCUGUUGAAACCAACGACCAAACCGGCCCGCGGGAAGAUGAGACACCUGUUCAGACCAACGACGAAACAGUCCCCCAGAAAGAAGUACGACCAGAAUCCCAGAUCAUGCUGGAGACCCACCACACUAUUCCUGAAUCUGCGAUCUCAGCCGGCACACUGAUGGAAACGGGAUUGGGAGAUGAUGUCCCAAAUGCCCAGCAAGAGGUCGAAAUUCCAGCAGGCGUUGAUCCUCCUGUGUGGUCACUGGGUCUUACACAGGAAGAGAAAAAUAUGGCCCAAACAUCUAAGACUGGAGGUGAAGAUCAGGGAGCAAUUCGCAAGAGUAAACGACAACCCGUCCCUUCGUCACAGAUGACGGACUAUAUAGUCCCACGACCUAAACGCCCGAAAAAGUCUGAUAAAUCAAUUGACAUGUCGCAUUGGUUUCCAACACCAAACUUCGAACAAGUCAUCCUCCUACAAAACAGAAUGAAAGAUACUCGGACUUUUCCUAGUUGGAAUGGGAUUGUCCUCUCUGUCAACAUUUUGAAAGAGAUUGUUGACCUCAAAUUCCCGAUCUCCGUGAUGUCUAUUGACAGCAUUAUUAGGCUAUUCCGUCACCAACUGGCGGAAUUGAACGACGAUCGGUGCACUUAUGACUUUGUCGAGUACACGUUCCUUCACGGCAUCGUUGAACUCCUUCCGCAUUUCACAAAUCCCCCGAAGAAGAAACUUGUCUCACUCCCUCCUGGUUCAGCUGCAUACGUCAAAGCCAAGCGCUCAUGGUACACUCAGGUUGCGCGGAUUUAUUGCCCUUAUCAAGUGGAUGACCGAUACUGGGUGGGGCUUUGCAUCGAUUUUGAAAGCCAUGAGAUUCUGGUCCUGAAUUCCUAUGCGACACUCAAAGAGAUGAAACUCAAGACAAGUGUCGCGCCCCUUGCACAGGCUCUACCACAUUUUAUCAGGAGAGUGGCAUACAAUACAGAGAUGAAAGCAGACGACGUGAUGGCGUUCACAAUAAAAAUUGUGAAACCAACUUUCCAGACAUCGACUUUAGGUCAUUUGGGUGUGCUGGCACUCAUGUCUAUUCAGUUACACGCUGCAAAUGUGCCUAUGGACAAUGCUGUGGGUGAUGAUGUUGUUCGUGACGCUUCCCUGAAGUUUGCUUAUGAUCUCCUAUGUUUGAUCGAACCGCCUUCUCUAGCUAAUGUCGUAAUUCCAAAGGACCCUGCGGCUUGA